UCACUUAGGCUGGGUCACGUUCCGAAGCAAGCUGGUCUGGGUCCUGGUCUGUGCGUCGCCACAAUGUGACAAUAACGUCUGUUGAUUUGAUAUGGAGGGAGGCGCUUGACGACAAAACCAAACCCAUGACUGCUGAGCACUGAGCGAGGCAAGUUGGAGCCUUAGCAUAGCAUAGCAUGCUAAGCAGUGUCGUGUGGGGAAACCUUACCUGCAAGGAGGUCGUGACGGACGCUUUGCUUUGCAGUGAGCGUGCACGCAAACAAUCAGCACCUUUUGCUCGUUUUUCCAAAGCAUUUGAAAUGUGUUGCAGCAUCUCAGUGCCUACCGGUGUCCUGGCGGAUGUGAUCAAUUUGGGAGUUGCAGCUGGCUCGCCAACCCCCGUGGACCUGUUUGCCAUGGGUGUCCCCGCCAGGGGCAUAAAGCUCCAGACAACUUAGCCGCUCGGGUCAUCGGGACUCGCAAACCCCUCUGCCACGGCAUUGAUGACUCCCGGAUUGUGAGGUGGCUGCAAUCGACCGGAUGUCAGAGAGGGCUCCAUGGGACAGAAGACUCAUGCGGAGCCAGGAGCUGGCCGCAUCCUCGACCUGGAACUUGAGUAUCUCCACGUAGCGGGGGCCGACCGGCAGGCUGGCGUCGCCGACGAGCCUUUUGCCAUGGACGAGCAGAGGGAGAGUGACACGGGCGCUACCGACACCCCUCUUGUUGCCGUGGCAGAGGAAGGCGCCAAAGAAGUCGAGCCGCCGGCAUCUCCCACUGCCGCCCUUCCCGCUGACCUCAACCCAAACGGAGGACGGAGCGGCUCGACUCCCAGCAAGAGCGGCCACCAGCCGCUCUGUCGAACCCAGUGCGUGGACUUGGGGACAGAAGGACCGCCCGAGUCGCCAGUCCAACCUUCAUCAGAGUGCCGACCCGCGUCUCAGGAAAACCCUGAGCCGGCGCCCGUCGACGAGCAAUAUCGGGCCAAACUGGGUUUUGCGCUCAAACUGGGCUAUUCUGAGGAGACGGUGCGGCUGGUCCUCUCCAAGUUGGGACCGGGCACCUUGAUCAACGACAUAUUGGGAGAGUUGGUCAAACGGGGCUGUUCAGAUGGCGAGCAACCGGUCGCAGCGUCCGCCUCCACGUCAUCGUCCUCUUGCUCCUCUUACGGUUCCUCCGAUUCGCCGGCAGCUUCAGGAAUGGACCCACCGUGCCCGUCAGACCAGACGUGCGACCAGGGAAACCUGCGCCCUGUCGUAGUGGACGGCAGUAAUGUAGCCAUGAGCCACGGCAACAAGGAGGUGUUCUCCUGCCAGGGCAUCCAGCUGGCCGUCGAGUGGUUCUUAGAACGCGGCCACCAGGAUGUGACCGUUUUCGUUCCUGCGUGGAGGAAGGAGCAGUCUCGGCCCGACGCCCCGAUAACAGACCAAGAAAUCCUGCGGCGUCUGGAGAAGGAGAAGAUCCUCGUGUUCACGCCCUCGCGCCGCGUGCAAGGUCGCCGCGUGGUCUGUUACGACGACCGCUUCAUCGUCAAGCUCGCUUACGAGUCGGACGGCGUCAUCGUGUCGAACGACAACUACCGAGACCUCGCCAAUGAGAAACCCGAGUGGAAGAAGUUCAUCGACGAGCGACUCCUCAUGUACUCCUUUGUCAAUGACAAAUUCAUGCCACCAGACGACCCGCUCGGCCGACACGGUCCCAGCUUAGACAACUUCUUAAGGAAAAGACCUAUGAUGCCUGAGCAGAAAAAACAGCCUUGUCCUUACGGAAAGAAGUGCACUUACGGCCACAAAUGUAAGUACUACCACCCAGAGCGAGGCGCUCAGCCGCAACGCGCUGUGGCCGACGAGCUGCGGGCCAGUGCCAAGACCUGCGCGACCACCAAGAACCAGGGCGACCUGGUGAAGAGCCACAGCGUGCCGAGCGGAAGGAUGGAGGCAAAGAAAGGUGUGGCAAAACGCCAGUCCGACCCGGGCGUUCGAGCUCUUUCGUACGGCGACGCCGAGGAGAAACUGGCGGCAAAAGAGAGGACGGAAAGCCAGAGGGCCGCCGAUUGCAGCGGGACCGCAGCGGCUCCAGGAGGCCACGGCCAGCUGACCCCCCAGGGUGUCCCUCCGGCCCCCUGCCAUGACCGCUACCCACACUGCGAGUCCCCAGACUACUACCCAGUGCCGCACGCCUACAGCGCCCUGCGCAUCUCCUCCAGGCAGAGCCCGGACAGUCGCUUCCCGCACGACGCCGACCUCAGGCUGGGCUCCACCGGAUCGGCCGGCUCCGAAUGCGGCAGCGAAAGCAGCGCCGACUCGUACGGCGAUCGCCCCUGUCACGCUUGCCAGGACGCUUCGGUGGACGACGCCGGCCAAUACGGCAACCCGCACGGUCGCCCGCAGUUCCGCCAAGCGGCAGGAAGCCACGAGCGCUGCGGCUUUCACGAUUACGCCGGUAAAAUGACCAACCCGGAAGCGCACGGCUACGACACGUGCGCAGGACCGGGCCAAACCUGGGAUCACAGUCAGGCUGCCAACACGGGCCCAAAGCCGCUUCUCUACCCGUUCCCCUUUCAUUUCCAGCACCAACCGCUCGCAACCCGUUCGAGCUGCCCGGCCGACUACCACGCGGCGAAUACUUCUCCGACCGGCCGGCGCCUAGCUCCGAGCAGAACCGAGAGCGCAUCCGAAUGUCAUCUUUACGAGCAUCAGUGCCUAUCCCAACAUCAUCACCACCGCAUGAAAGCUUUGCCCCCCUGGGAUAGUGGCCACUACAGGGAGCCGCCAGCUCUUCCUCUGUACGGGCCCGGUGGUGCCUACCAGAGUCCGGCAUCGUGGCACUCGCCUCAGUGGGCACAAGAUGGCUACGCGCCACGCCACUUGCCUCAUCCCGCUCUCCGCCCGGCUCCGUCGCACUAUUUAAGUCACCCGCUGCCCCAAUCGCCUCACCCACCUCACCUGGGCCCUUCCUCGCACAUGUCGCCGUUCCCCGGGUCUCCUGAACACGGCCGCUUUGGGGACGCCAGGGAGAAAGCGUAUAGCAACCUGUGCAACAUUUUCCCCCCUGAGCUGGUGAGUCGGGUGAUGGCCAGGAGCCCCCAUGUUACGGACCCCCAGCAACUGGCAGCUGCCAUCUUGGUGGAGAAAGCUCAGAUGGGCUACUGAAGCAUUGGCCAUCAAUCGGCGCCUCUACCAUCAAAAUUAAUCUGUGUGUGUGUGUCGACGGGCCCUUUUUGCGUGCUGAUGACAGCUCGUCAUCUUGUUAGCGGUGUGGAGUGAUCCUGUGGCGUGUACCUUAGUUUUAGUAAGGGAACUCUCUCACUCAUACAUCUCGUACACGGACCGCACAAACAUUUCUCUCGAUCUGUGCGGCCCUUUUUCUUGGCUCGGCUGGAAUCGGCUACAGACAAAAUAGUGAGUGUGUAAAUAUAUUUAAGGAGUCAUCUGUAGCAGAUUUCCAGCGUAAUCCCCAAUGAGCCGUGUUUGAUACAAAUUGUAUCAGGUCGCCCAUGUGAUGCAGUAUGAUCACUUGUCACACCCUUGAUGUAUGUACCGUAAUUUUCGGACUAUAAGUCGCACCGGAGUAUAAGUCGCACCAGCCAUAAAAUGCCCAAAAAAGAUAUAUAUAUAUAUAUAUACACUACCGUUCAAAGGUUUGGGGUCACAGAAUUGUUUGGGUGACCCCAAACUUUUGAACGGUCGUGUAUAUAUUUAUUUAGAUAAUUAUUUAUAGAUUAUAUAUAUAAUCUUCUGUCUUAAAAAAUCUUAGAAUAUAUAUGUAUACUUAUAUUCAUAGAUUAUAUAUAAUCGUAUACAAAUAUAAGAUAUCAUUUAUAAUAUUUAAUUCAUAAUAUUUUAUUAUAAUAAUAUUUACACUACCGUUCAAAAGUUUGGGGUUACCCAAACAAUUUUGUGACCCCAAACUUUUGAACGGUAGUGUAUGUAUAUAUCGCUCCUGAGUAUAAUUCCCCCCCCCCCCCCAAACUAUGAAAAAAAACCGCGACUUAUAGUCCGAAAAUUACGGUAGUAAAUAUGUUCCAGCUACUAUUGUGGAAAAAUCCUGUGGCAGUUUGGGAGCUGCUUUGGGGAGGUUUGGUUCAGGACUGCUUUUUUUUUUUUUUUUUUUUGCAGCAUCGCUGUGUCAAAAUGAAAUGAGGAAAUCCAGCUUUGCCGAGUGAGCACGGUCUUUCUCGACCGAUGUGGAGGGUUGAGAAUUUUGCAGCUGGUUGACCUGACCCGGGAUGCUGUUGAAUAGAAGCAAAUCCAAAAAUGUGUGUAACAAUGAAGCGCCUUCACUCGGGCCUGCUGGCACCGUGUGUCAGUGUGGCACCCGAGGGUGGGCCCAAAGUAAUGCCUCUUGGCGGCAUGGUGCUUACGACACAUCCGAUACUCUGAACUAUGUUCAGCUAACUGUUGUUGUUUUUCCCCGCGCCUUCCAUGUGUUUUUGCGCCGACUCGAUUCAGCAACAUCCAGUUACUCCAACGACCCUGUAAGGAUUUUACGAUUGUAACUGUAGCUGGGAUUGAUCGCCACCAUUGAAUAAAAUGUUUCACAUCUUAUUUUUGUGGUUUUCACCCGGGGCGGAGAAAGUCGUUUCUGGGAACGUAUGGGAACUUAAACGACACAUAUUUAGAAUAUUUGUAGCUCUAGAAUAGAUGGCCGUGACAAGGUUGCAUUGAAAACUUCCUGGGCGGGGCCAGUGAGCGAUUGAAAUAAAGACGGCGUGAUGAUCUACGGCAGUGGCAGGUUUACUAAACCUGUCAUCAACUCCGAGUUAACAUGUCCCUAAAGGACUGCAAGUGGAUGCUCAUUGUUCUAACCCUGUUUGGACUCAUUGUUCUGCUGCGCAACAUCAUCACUGAGGAGUUGGAGUGCCUGGGAGAGCGGAGGCUUCGUGGCCGUUUGUCUGCCGUCGAUCAUCGGACACAAAGUAUGGCUGCGGAUCGAGAGUGGCCGAUUCGGCUGGAGUUUGUUUUCUCUCCCUCUCCACCCCCUCCCUCCCCCCUCCCCGGCCGGGGAGGUGGUUAGGUGGUACCCAUGCUGACAGCGGCUAUCUGGAUUCUCGUGGCCAAUUCAGGAUAGGGGAACUGCAGCUCAACCUCCUCGAAGAGCACUGCCAGGACAAUUGAGGGCUCCUUUCGGCAGCCCUCUGCUGUGACAUGGACAUCCACUUUUUAUUUAAUUGAUUUUCAUGUUGUAUCAUUUGUGCCCUCUCUGCAUCCAUUUCAACCUGGUGAUCCUGAAAGGGGGAUCCUUCCAUCUGUGGUCCCUUCUCAAGGUUUCUCAUUUUCCCCCUGCUAGGGGUUUUUAAGUUUUUCCUUGCCCUUUUGGGAGCUUAAGAUCAGGGGAUGCUUUGAGAAUAAUUGUCAAUUUCUGUCUAUGUGAAGCCCUUUGAGACUGCUUGUGAUUUAGGGCUAUACAAAUAAACUUGACUUGACUUGA
Syngnathus typhle (broad-nosed pipefish) is the source of this 5406-nucleotide messenger RNA. Its product is annotated as probable ribonuclease ZC3H12C. NCBI's taxonomy places the organism in Eukaryota, Metazoa, Chordata, Actinopteri, Syngnathiformes, Syngnathidae. Gene Ontology annotation, molecular function: RNA endonuclease activity; mRNA binding; metal ion binding. The record is from RefSeq and is a predicted model, not a curated record. Gene Ontology annotation, cellular component: nucleus; cytoplasmic ribonucleoprotein granule. The coding region runs from base 537 to 3128 and encodes 863 amino acids. The transcript is spliced from 11 exons.